Messenger RNA from Haliotis rubra (blacklip abalone), 3061 nucleotides. RefSeq names its product protein angel homolog 2-like. The record is from RefSeq and is a predicted model, not a curated record. Bases 506 to 2092 code for a protein of 528 amino acids. The transcript is spliced from 4 exons. Gene Ontology annotation, molecular function: 3'-5'-RNA exonuclease activity. Lineage: Eukaryota; Metazoa; Mollusca; Gastropoda; Lepetellida; Haliotidae.
AAGUUUAUAGCAAAAUCCUCAAAUGGCCUUCACCUUCAGUGACAGCAUGAUCAAGGAGUGAUAGGAUAAAUAAGCUUCGGGUCUAUAUAUAACCCCAUACGGUACACAUCGCUGGUUAGUUGUAGGAAACAGUAGUGUUAGAUCUACUCUGAUGUAUUAUGUCAGCUGUGGCCGUUGACACGGCCUUGUGAUUGUGCCGAAGCUGGAUUUCCCAGGCUGGAGAACGACCCUGUAUUUCUGCGUUUAGCACGCCAGUAAAAUUUUAUACAUUUUCUGCGACCACUUCACACGAAGAGUUUCGAGCACAUGGUGUUUAUUAUUAGACAUGAAUGGACUUACGCAAUUUCGGGUACAUUUUAAGUACCAAAAGACCCAUGGCACUGGUUCUAUGCUGUUGACUCUGUGUUGGCUCUCUUAAUAUUUGCUAAUACAAAGCAGUGUAACUUUAAGAACAAAACGAGGAAUUUGGAAUUUCUUCAAACUGGUGGCAUAGCAGAGAAAGAAAAUGCUUGUUUCAAAGUUCAGAUUUCUUGUAACUUACAGGUGCCGUCCGAAGAUUCUUGGAGUCUAUGUAGCUCAGGAACGAUCAAGGAAAUUUGUGUUAAAUAUGAACGAUGCUGCCAAAGAUGAAAAUGUGCAGCCUGAAAGUUCUGUUUCUCUUCCAAGUGCACAUGAAAACUUGUCAAGGGAAAAGCGUUGUCGACAUGAGAAACCUUCAAGAACGACCAGUCCAAGAAAACGACGACACAUAGCUGUGGAAGUGACAAUGACAUCUGAGGAAGGUAGUCUUGUUCACAAGGAGGACCAACCCAAGUCUCCCCUAAAAGCAGCAUUGAGAGAGAAGGUUGGGACAUCAGCUGGUGUGACGGAGAGUGCCAGUGGGUUGAACAAUGCCCCAUGUUUUGUGAGGAACAGGAUUUCCGUUCCUCAAUUAUUUGCCGCUGCUGGUGGCCAAUUUCAAAUGUUUCACAGUCAGUGUUUCACAGCUUCCCAACUGAUUCCACAACUAACGAGCCAUCAAAUGAGGGAAUAUUCAACCCAUUCCAUCCCCCAAACAGCAGCCGUUUCCCGAGUGCCACAGAUUCAGGAAGUCCCAAGGACAGAAACAGAGAAAGACCUGGUUGAUCCAGAAGUAACAGAUCGGAUGAAGCUGCCACGAGAGUGGGAGUAUACUCGGUAUGGGCAGGAGCACGAGAGGUGUCGACAUGCUGGGCUGGAGUUCUCUGUCAUGUCCUACAACGUUCUGGCACAGAGGCUUCUGGAGGAUCAUGGAUAUUUAUACCGGGAGGCUGAAACGCAGGUCUUGCAAUGGAAAUAUCGCCGGGAACGACUUCUGGAGGAAAUAACGUCUCACUCUCCAGAUGUGAUGUGUCUGCAGGAGGUUCAGGAAGACCACUACCAGGACUUCUUCAAACCACAAAUGGAAAACCUUGGUUACCGGGGAGUUUAUAUGAAGAGGACAGGAGACAAGUGUGAUGGCUGUGCCACAUUCUACAAGCAGGACAAGUUCUCUGUGGGCAAAACAACUCCAGUUGAGUACUGCAGAGGUGGUUUGUUGGACCGUGAUAACAUUGCCUUGAUCCUGGAGCUGGUACCUCAUCAGAAUGUGUACCAGGGCAGAGUGGGUAAACUGUGUGUGGCCAACACACAUCUCCUGUUCAACCCACGGAGAGGGGACAUCAAACUGGGGCAACUCAUGGUCCUCAUGGCCGAGUUAGAUAAAUGUGCAUUUAAUAGUUCAAGUGACAAGACAUCACAGAUGAACUACAGCCCUGUGUUACUGUGUGGAGACUUCAACUCGGAGCCUCAUAGUGAUCUGUAUAAGUUUAUUUCUCGUGGCUAUCUUCAGUACAAAGGUCUUAUAGCUAGGUUCCUCUCAGGACAGAAAGAUGGACGUCAUGGACGCGAUAUUCGUCUGAAAAAAGAUUUCUUUUGUCCUUCAUUUGGAAUCACGGAUCAGUGCCAGUAUCAGAAAGUUCUUGAUACACGUUCAUCGGAGACGGCAUCAUUAACAGAAAAGAAGGACCCUUGUCAGUCACUCAGCUCCAGUACAGGAGGAGACACUCUUUCCAAUCCCCCUGACAACACCUAGCGUCCAUCUCCCCGUCCACCCAGUCUAGCGGAGUUAAUCUGAGUCCCAUGGGAACUUCCUAUGGUUUCUCAUCCAGUCCUUCUGACUUUUCAUUCUAUUCCAUGGGUUCCGGACGCCUGUGGCAUGAACUCAACUUUGUGUCCUCCUACCAUCACACCAUAGCUCGGUUAAACCAUCAGUGGGAUGAGGUGACAACGCAGCACAGUGCAGGAUCAUGUACUGUCGAUUUCAUCUUUUAUAAUGUACUCCACAAAGAAGUGAAGACUCGAAACAACAAGAUAUACACACACCAUAUCAACGAGGGACCGUUGAAGCUGUUGCGGAGGUACGGACUGAUGUCCCAAGCAGAGAUAUCUGGUCUAGGGGGGCUGCCAAACCCCUUGUGUCCAUCAGACCAUGUCCCUCUCAUCUCAGCGUUCCUUCUCACAAAGUGAUGUGGCGGCAGCUGUUUUUAAAACCACUUCAGCAUGUAUUUGCCAGUGACUUAGCCUUAGGAGUGGAUCAGUAAAACAAUCCAUGGCAGACUUUCAUCAAUUCCAUACCUCAUCUGAUUUUGUUGUGUUGUUCCAUGAUAAAUAUUUAUUAGUAUUGAUUUGAAAUACAUUCUUCAUCACUGGACAUAUGCGGAGAAAAGCGAUGCUGGGUAACGACAUGUGGCUAUGUUAAAAGGGUACAUCUUGGUUCUUCCAAUCCUGUUAAAUGCAAAAAAGCUACUUGGGAAAAUUUUCUGGUUGACAAAGAAUGAAAAUUUUGCGACCUUGUGCCCAGUUUUAUAUACAACCCAUCAAAAGUUUAGACUCACUUGAAGCACUUACUAUAUGUUAUGUAUACCGGUAUAUAUGUAUCGAAGUUGUAUGGAAGAUGAAUUUCUCCACUAACUUGGGGGGACAAACUGCAAACCUUAUGCAGAUUAAUUGGACAUCAAAUUGCUGAAACUCAUGGGCAAAUAUCGUGCAUGUGAACAGCGGA